AUGGGCUCUCAGACGCUUGAGAUCCUACGGCAGGGAGUUUGGGCAUCUCUCACGGGCGGGUGGUUCUACGAUCCUCACCAGAAUCUGUUCUGCAACACUGUUCACCUGUACAUCUGGCUGUUCUUACUAUGUCUGCCAUUCUCCAUCUACUUGUACUUCCCAGCGGGCAGUGUGGGAUGGGCGGUGUACUGCGCCCUGGUGGCGCUGGUGUUCACGGGGCUCAAGCUGCUGAACCACGGGCUGCAUCGACUCUACGACACCGGCGAGUGCAUCGUCGUACAACCGCCCAACACCAGUGGGAAUGCACACAACUCCAGCGACAACACUGCUGCGGAAGAAGGGCUGGAGAUGCAGAUCUUGCGGCUGGAUCCGGCGGCAAUACCCAGCGACGACGACAACGAGUCCAUCACCUCGCUCGAGUAUCACAAGCCCAACAACAGCACCAUCGACCUAAAGGUGGACGUCCAUCGAAAGAAUAGUUCGGAGUCGAGCAUGGAGGACAGCGCGACGUCGGCGAAGCCGCAGGAGAGCGCCGCCGCCACGAGCAAGUCGGAGCUGUGCUCGGGCACCGGCGGGGAGCGGCCGCGGCGGAGGGGCAAGGGCGCGCGGCGGGAGCAGGGCCCGCGCCAGCCGGCCGCGCCGCGCAUCGACGAGCUGCACGCGGAGGAGGCGGCGCGCAUGCGCGGCGCCGGCGGCGACGACGGGCCCUUCGCCAAGGUCAGCCGGCGCUACCACGAGUGCUCGCACCGCCGCGGCUCCAGCGGCCCCGACUUCCUCAAGGAGUGGCUGUACCUGGACGGCAGCGAGGCGGCCACGGAGCCGUGCUGCACGCGGUUCGCGCGCCGCGGCCGCUUCGCGCGCCCGCCGCAGUCCAAGAAGCGGCCGCCGCACCGCCGCCGCUGGAUCGAGUUCGGCGACGAGCCCGUCAGCCGCUCGGCCACGGCGCUGGCGGGCGGCUCGGCCAUGCGGCGCGGCUGCAACUCCAGCGCCUCGGCCACGCAGCUGCCGCUGCUCACGUCCACGGCGCAGCUGGUGUCGCACAUGCGGCGCCACUCCAACAACGCCAGCGUGGAGCUGGGCGAGUACAUGAUGGUGAAGGCGGACGCGCCCGCCGACGCCGACGCCGCCGACGGCCGCGCGCCCGGCGUGCGCCGCAUCAAGAGCGCGGCGCUGGAGAUCGGCUGCCCGCCGCCCAGCGUGUCCAACCUGUCGCCGCACCCCAACAGCGCGGAGACCAUCGGCGGCCAGACGCUCAAGAACCCCAAGAGCGCCGUCAUCCCGCCGCCCAGCAAGAGCCUCACGCGCGGCCCGCACCUCAACCUGUACCCCGAGGGCGAGGCGGGCGAGGGCUGCAGCUACCCGUACCUCUCGUACGGCUCGGAGAUCGUGUACCCGAUCGCGGAGAUCUCGGACGAGAUGCAGACGUCGCAGAAGGAGACGGACCUGGAGUCGAGCGGCGACAACUACAGCGAGUACGAGGACGAGAAGCAGUUCCGCGGCUUCGACUGGGACGCCGAGCAGUCGCCGGUGCGCUCCAGCGACUCCGACUACGAGAACAACGGCUCGCGCUCGCCGCUGCUGGAGCGCGCCGCCGAGCCGAGGCCGCGCCUGCGCCCGCCCGACGCCAAGCCCUGCUGCGAGCGCCACUCCGCCAGGGCCCCGGGGGCCCCGGGGGCCCAGCCCGCCCUUGGGGCCCGGCCCGCCCGCCAGAGGAGGCCCAAGGCCGACGAGCGGCAGGCGGCGCCCUGCGACUGCAAGUACGGCGCCAACGGCGACUGCUUCGACAAGGCGAGCGCCAGUUCCAAAGACUUGCUCAUAGAGAAGUCCAGUUUGGAGUCCAACGACAACGGCGAGACGUCGGACAAAAGAGCCGAGAAGAAGGUUGUAGAGAAGAAGCUGUGGGACCACGAUUUAUCUAAUUCUAGUAGUAGUAGCGAUUCGACCGCGGACAGGCGGGCGGGCGAAACUAAGGAGUGUAAAGUGGCUCCGGAGACUGAGGAGUCGCAGUUGACGGGCGACAGCAAGAGCGCGGACGAGAGAAGCGUGUACAGUUUGGAUUGGCUGUUCGAGGAGUCCGGCCCUCUCCCGCCGGCUACCGACGACAGCUCCGGUUCGCAGGAGCCGAGUUCGCACAAACUGGCCGCAGCUUUCGGCGAGUCCUCUUCCAAUAUUCCGAAAAACUUAGGUGCUAUACCGAAGCAGAUAAAAAACUUGGCUCGAUCCCGCGCCUCGUCGCAAAAAGAAAAUAAGAAGAGAGAUUCUAAGAAGGAGAAAGAUGAAAACCAGAACGAUGAUAGAAUCCUUUUGGAUGCGGUCGAAGCGCAAGCUGCCUUGGUACAAGGAUUGGAAUGCUUGUUUGCAGCGACGAACGCGAACACCGUGGUGAUGCCGCCGCCGAGCCGCGAGGAGCGGCCGCGCUCGCACCGACAGAGUCUGCGCGGAGAUAGGGAGAACUUAAGCAAAACCAGAAAAAGAUCGAUCGAGGAAGUUGCACAAACGUCUACAAACACGCUCCUGCCGACGUCGAUGCCCCUAUUGGCGGCGUUCCUCAAUUCAAGAGUGGAUUUUCAGCCCGCGUGUUGCCCGCAAGAAACCGCGGCUGCUGAAAACCCUCCGCAGCAGGCGGAGGAAGGACAAAGACUGAGGCCUUUGAUGGACCGGAACCAUAGGAAUCGAGUGCGCAAAAUCAAGCGAUCCACAAGACAAAGAAAUAAUCCAUCGGCACAAAACACUGAUAAGACUAGGCCACCGAACUCUGAAAACUCCAGCAACUCGACCAACGUUCAUUUCGCGACGUCUUUCGACGACACCACUGAUGGGGCGAUUCAUUGCUUUAUGGACGAAUACGGCAACUGGAUGUCGUACACCUUCGACAAGAACAGCUCAGGCGUUGCUACCGUACAAGCAGCACAAUCUGACAAGAAUGACAAUGUACGAUGUAAUAGAAUAAAACCCAUAGAUCGAGACAAUUCGCAAGAGACUGUGCCCGAUGGUAGUUCUGGGUCUUUAGAAUCCGAAGCUGGUAAUAGCGAAAGCGCAUCAAAACCUAAACGCGGGGAUAGCAUAGACCACAGUUCUUCUAACCAAGGAAGCAGUACAGCAAUACUAACGACGAAUAACAACGUAUCUACUGUUGUUCCUAUAAAUAUAAACAACGGCGUGACGGGGAACAAAAGGUUUUAUGUUUUCGACGGAGGAACCGGCUCUGAACAGCCGCGUUCGCCUGUUGCGUACGUGACCGAUAGUUUGUUGGAGCAAAUUGAAGCAGAGCGGCAGUCGCGAAUGGGUCUGCCUAGUAUGCACAUCAAUUUCCUCAUGAACCAGCAAAGGGCGCAGCAGCAAGCUCAACAACAGCAGCAGCAACAGCCAGAUACCACAUCAAUCAACCUAGCUAGUUUUAUGCCUUCAAUCGGCGAAGAAAGCGUCGAAAUGAAUAUAAGAAGCAAAUUCUCCAAGCUGAUGGACGAAAUCGAAAAGGCGAAUCAGCCGAAACCAAAAAGUUACUACAAAUUGAAAUUAUGGAAAUGCGUAGAAUUAAAAAUUACAAUGGAUAGACUGAAACUCAUGGCGCUGUUUGAUCGUAACUUGACAUUCAAGGAUACGUUUGUAUCGAUAGUGUUGGCGAUUCUUGUUGCGUUUUUGGGCUCAAUGGUGUUGAAUCUUGGGUUCUACAGGGAUAUUUACGCAUUCUGGUUCUGUUUCAUCAUGGCUGGUAGCCAGUACUCUCUUUUGAAAAGUGUGCAACCGGAUUCCGCUUCCCCAGUCCACGGGUUCAAUAAAGUCGUCCUGUUCUCUCGUCCAGUGUAUUUUUGUAUAUGUACUGCAUUGUUGUGGGGAGCCCACAGCUAUUUGGAGCAAACAACACCAUUGCCUGAAGACGACCACAUCAGAAUGAAACGAAGCGUUGAUGACGCAAAACCAUUGACAAUUUACGGAUUUCAAAUGAACGAGAGAGAUUUUUUCUACGCCAUUCAAGAAAUUUUGUCUAAGUUCCUAUUAUUUUUUCCCUUAGCAUUUAGCUUGGGCUUAUUUCCGCAAGUGAAUACUUUUCUGAUGUACUUACUGGAGCAGCUAGAUAUGCAUGUAUUUGGUGGCAAUGCGACAAGCAGUUUGAGUGCAGCCGUGUACUGCGUGGUACGAUCAGUGGCUGCCGUAGGAGUACUAUACGGGUUUGCUUAUAGCGGAUUGGUGGAAGGCAAGAAAUCGCAUCACCAAAAGCAUAAUAUCCUGUUUUCCAUAUUCUGCGGUCUUUUGGUUCCGAUCGCAUAUCACCUAAGUCGAAGCGCGAGUGAUUAUACACUAAUAUGGAACUUAAUCAAAAAGCAUCUUUUGCCACCUGAAUUAUAUCCAGCAGUUCAUAGCGACGCAGUCAAUUCUACGAAUUCGCUAAAAGGUGAAGUUGCAAAUGAAGAAGAUAAAAGCAGGGAGACAAACUCAAAACCAGUGGAUACCGAAAAAGUUGAGGAAGAAAUGGAAGAUCCCUUACCAGCUAAACUGCAAGCAACUGUCAACGGACGACUGAAGAACGAUGUGAUUGUCUGCGCCUUUCUUGCACUUCUGGUCUUUGGUUUACAUUGCACCACAGUUUUCACUACCUUGCCGCAACUAAAUACGGCACUGUGGAUAAUCGCGGGCGUAGUUGGAUGGAUCCUACACUAUCUAGUACCUCAGCUACGCAAGCAACAACCAUGGCUGUGCCUUGCAGGACCCGUACUGCGCGCGCAUGAGCACGCACAGUUCGAAGUCACUGAACCUGCCAAACUCACGCUUGUUGAACGGUUGUUCGUGUAUCUGUGCUUCGUGGAGCGCAACGUUAUCUAUCCCGCGGUGGUGGUAGCCGCAAGUACGCAAGAUGCACCCGCUAUUGCCGCCAAGUUCGGCGAUCCCAUCGCUGCACUCAUCAUCUGCGUGACCGCGUUAAAAUGUCUACGCAACGCGUAUUCAGAGACAGACAGUCAAUACCUAAUCGUAGUCUUCGCUGUGUUAAUCUUCCAAAGGGACCUCUACAGCCAGAAGAUCUCGGAGACCUUUCUCGUAGACUACUUCAUCACUGCCAUUAUCUUCAGCAAGGUCUAUGAGUUUUUACUCAAGAUCCAGUUCGUAGUGACAUACAUAGCACCGUGGCAGAUCACGUGGGGCAGCGCGUUCCAUGCGUUUGCGCAACCAUUCUCCGUACCGCACUCCGCCAUGUUAUUUCUACAGGCUGCUGUUUCUGCACUAUUAUCGUCACCUCUCACUCCAGCUUUAGGCAGCGCAAUAUUCAUGACAUCAUACGUGCGACCGGUCAAGUUCUGGGAGCGUGACUAUAACACAAAACGCGUGGACCAGAGCAACACUCGCCUUUCUUCACAGCUCGAACGGAACCUUGGAGCUGAUGACAACAACUUAAACUCUAUAUUCUACGAGCAUCUGACGCGCUCGUUGCAGCAUUAUCUGUGCGGGGACCUCAUGCUUGGAAGGUGGGGGCAGGUGCAGCAGGGCGACUGCUUCGUGCUAGCAUCAGACUAUCUGAACUGUCUAGUGCACAUAGUGGAGAUGGGCAAUGGAUUAGUGUCGUUCCAGCUGCGAGGCUUAGAAUUCAGAGGGACCUAUUGUCAGCAGCGGGAGGUUGAAGCCAUUUCUGAGGGCCCUGAGGAAAGUAGUGAGGGCGUAUGUGGUGGCUGCGGCGGCUGUGGCUGCGGAGCGUGGUGGGGUGCAGGGCGGCUGCUGGCACCAUCAGCCUGCUGGACGUUGCGUUGGCUGGCCUGGCAGCUGGCCUCGGCGCGAUACGUGCUGGAGGGGUACAGCGUCUCUGACAACUCCGCCGUCUCGAUGCUGCAGGUGUUCGACUUUAGGAAGGUGCUGCUCACGUACUACGUCAAGAGCAUAAUCUAUUAUACCAUCCAGUCGAGCAAGCUGGAAGAGUGGUUAUCGUCCCCGGUAAUCGCAGAGGCUUUGAAGCCCAUGGGCGAACGCGCCUUCGUCGAUUUGGAUCCCAUCUUCAACGUUAACCUGGAUGAAGACUACGACUUUAGAGCUUCGGGGAUCACUAGAGUCCGCUUCUGCGCGAUCUACCAAGAAUGGAUCGUGCACUGCGCAGCGCGGCGCGGCCCGGGCUGGCGGCGGCGUGCCGCGGCCAGGGACUCGGCCCUCGUCACGCUGUGCUUCGCGCUGUCGCUGCUGGGCAGACGAGCUCUGGCCGCCGCGCAACAUCUGUCUGCCUCCAGCGUGGAGUUUUUCCUCUACGGCCUACACUCCCUGUUCAAAGGAGACUUCCGCAUCACCUGCGCACGCGACGAAUGGGUCUUCACGGACAUGUCGUUGCUUCACGCUGUGCUGGCGCCUGCCAUUCGCAUGGCGUUGAAACUUCAUCAGGACCACUUCAUGUUCCCGGAAGAGUACUGCAGCGCGAGCGCACUGUACGCGGCGAUCUCGGCGCACUCGCAGCGGCUGGUCAUCUGCCACGAGGCCGCGCCGGCCUGGAGGUACAACGUCCUGCGCGGGGCGCCGCAUCUCCUGGCGCUCAGACACGUUAUGGAUGAAGGCAACGUGGACGACUAUAAGAUAAUAAUGCUAAACAAGCGCCACUUAGGGUUCCGUGUUAUUAAGCUGAACCGCGAGUGCGUGCGAGGCCUAUGGGCUGGACAGCAGCAGGAGCUGGUCUAUUUGAGGAACCGGAAUCCUGAAAGGGGAUCCAUACAGAAUGCUAAGCAGGCUCUCCGUAAUAUAAUAAACUCGUCGUGCGACCAGCCGAUUGGGUACCCGAUCUAUGUGUCACCUCUGACCACGUCGUACGCGGACUCCUCGCCGCAGCUCUGCCAGCUGGUCGGGGGACCUGUCACCGUUUCCGCUAUCAGGAAUAAACUGGCUAAUGCUUGGAGAAGGUAUACGAGCCGUUAUAAACUUGAAUAUCAUUUUAGUUAUUUACGACGUCUCAAUUUUUUUCUUUCGAUGAAGAUCCGGCGGCGCUGCGGCGAGGGCUGCUCCAGCGGCGGCGGCGCGUGCGAGGCGGGCGCGGCAGAGGCGGGAGCGGCGCGCGCGCAGGCCACGCCCCGCCACAACACGCUGCACCUCUCCCGGACGUCGCUAGCUGGUACCCGAGGAAGUCUGGCUUCGGCGGGCAAGCCGACGUCGUCCACGCUUGCGUCUCUAGCCGGUCUGCUCAGGGAACACUCGCAUGAACGUACGCAGGAUGAACCAGCGUACGGCAGUACAGUGGACACAAGCGAACCGCGCCGGCGCAGCGAUGAGCGCGGGGGUGGGGGCGGAGCGAGAGAGGGGGCCGCAGCCGGGCAGAGGAGAGAGAGGAACAUGAGGGCAAGAUCUGCAGGGAAGGAGGCCGCUCGACAAGCGGGCAGCGCUGGCCGCUUCCGUCCGUCUUCGUCACGCGAGCGCGCUCCGGCGUCGUUCCGACUGCUUCCGGCCGCCGACGACACCGAUGACCGCAAGAACUACGACGAUCGCAUGUCCAGCACAAGUCGUGCGAGUGGCGGCAUUGAUGGUGCUGCGGGAGGCGCUGCACUAGCUGGAUCCUCUGAGUCCUCCGUUGAAGAGGUGUCCCUCACACCGCACGGGCUAGACAUGUCGCUACCUGACUGCAAGAUCCUGGCCAACCGCGCCGCGCAACCGCCUCACCACGACAGGCACUUCAAGAGAUACUUCGUAAAUGAAGGCACGUCGAAAGACCUAUCAAAACCAAGCAAGGAGAUUCGUCACGAAAGAGAAUCAUAUCGGGAACUUACAGGGCGAUACAUCGAAAAGCCAGAAUCUAUACCUUUAAAAGAAACACAUUACUCUGAUCUAUCGAAUAAAGAAUCAGUAUUAAAGAAAGAUAAAAAAGAUAAAAAGGAAAUCAAGACAAAGAUAAAAAGAUCCGAUUCUGGUAGGAGUGAAUUGAAAGUUAAUGUUAGUGUGGGCAGUAAAGUACUUAUAACUGAGCCUUUGGGGGUGUAUGAUUGCAUCAAUUUGGGGAGGAGGAUUGAUGUGCAAUGGCCGACGGAAGCUCAGCGGGAAAGAGGGGGGCAGAAUUUCUGGGGGAGUUGGGUGCCUCUUGCCGGGAUGGAUGGACUGGUAGUGCACAAAUGGACGCCUAACCAUCGCGACCCGAAGCUCCGGUCCCAUGUGGACAAGAGCAUUCUUCUAGUUCAGAUCGACGACAAGUUCGUCCCUAUCGCCGAAAACUGCGUCCAGGACUUGGGAGACGAAGUCUGAACUCACAAUUAUCGUAGGAGAAAUAUAGGCAAAUUAUAGUUAAUUCAAAAUAGUGUCCGAUGUAACGAAAGCUAUGGGAGAUUGGAAAUAUUUAGUGACAGGAAUUGGCUAGCAUCAGUAUUCUUUUUAUGUUACAGUUCAGCGAGUUCAAGAUACGAUUAAAAAAACUGAAUAUAACAGUUAUAAAAAUCGUUCCUAGAAUGUACGUCUACAAUUAUUUCCUUGGCUAGGAAAUGCUAUGAACUCUUACUAUCU
Molecule: messenger RNA, 8445 nt
Organism: Hyposmocoma kahamanoa
Lineage: Eukaryota; Metazoa; Arthropoda; Insecta; Lepidoptera; Cosmopterigidae
Gene: pcx
Product: pecanex-like protein 3
Exons: 26
Coding region: 1-8190 (2729 amino acids)
Biological process (GO): endoplasmic reticulum organization
Cellular component (GO): membrane; endoplasmic reticulum
Source: RefSeq, a predicted model, not a curated record